GCUGGGGAAAAUGUCCAGGCCUGUCAGGAACAGGAAGGUGGUCGAUUACUCUCAGUUUCAGGAAUCAGAUGAUGCUGAUGAAGAUUAUGGAAGAGAUUCAGGUCCCCCCUCCAAGAAAAUCCGCUCGUCUCCCCGGGAGGCUAAAAAUAAGAGGCGGUCUGGGAAGAAUUCUCAGGAGGACAGUGAGGAUUCAGAAGACAAAGAUGUGAAGACUAAGAAAGAUGAUUCACACUCAGCAGAUGAAGAUUUUGGCAGUGAAGAUGAUGACUUAGGAGCAGAUGAUGGCAAAGCUGACAGUGACUAUGAAAGCUCUCAAAAAAGCAAAAAAGGAAAAAAGGCUAAACCAGAAAAGAACAAGAGAGCAGCUUCCAAAUCCAGGAAAAGGCCUGCAGAGGACAGUGAGGAUGAGAAAGAAGACCACAAAAACGUGCGCCAGCAACGGCAGGCAGCAUCCAAAGCAGCCUCUAAACAACGAGAGAUGCUCAUGGAUGAUGUGGGUAGUGAAGAGGAAGAGCAAGAGGAUGAUGAGGCACAAUUCCAGGAGACAGAUUCAGGAAGUGAUGAAGACUUCCUCAUGGAAGAUGAUGAUGACAGUGACUAUGGCAGUUCAAAAAAGAAAAACAAAAAAGUCUCCAAGAAAUCCAAGCCAGAGAGGAAAGAAAAGAAAAUGCCCAAACCCAGGCUAAAGGCUACAGUGACCCCCAGCCCAGUGAAAGGCAAAGGGAAGGCAGGUCGCCCCACAGCUUCCAAGACAACAAAAGAAAAAACCCCAUCCCCCAAAGAAGAGGAUGAAGAGCCUGAAAGUCCCCCAGAAAAGAAAAAAUCAGCCAGCCCUCCUCCAGAGAAGUCAGGAGAUGAGGGAUCUGAAGACGAAGCCCCCUCUGGUGAAGAUUAAAGGGCAG
Messenger RNA from Indicator indicator, 902 nucleotides. It is a transcript of the gene NUCKS1, whose product is annotated as nuclear casein kinase and cyclin dependent kinase substrate 1. Gene Ontology annotation, cellular component: cytoplasm. Lineage: Eukaryota; Metazoa; Chordata; Aves; Piciformes; Indicatoridae. The record is from RefSeq and is a predicted model, not a curated record. Gene Ontology annotation, biological process: double-strand break repair via homologous recombination; interstrand cross-link repair. Bases 11 to 895 code for a protein of 294 amino acids. The transcript is spliced from 8 exons. Gene Ontology annotation, molecular function: single-stranded DNA binding; double-stranded DNA binding.